Messenger RNA from Pseudogymnoascus verrucosus, 1646 nucleotides. RefSeq lists its product as uncharacterized. The record is from RefSeq and is a predicted model, not a curated record. Bases 348 to 1448 code for a protein of 366 amino acids. The transcript has 4 exons. Lineage: Eukaryota; Fungi; Ascomycota; Leotiomycetes; Thelebolales; Thelebolaceae. Gene Ontology annotation, cellular component: membrane.
CGUCAUGCUACUGUGCGUGCUCCCAACGAUUUUGAUAGAGGCUAAUUCCAUGAGCCCUGCAUUGGGUAGUAUGCUUCAAAGCUUCAUGGUUCCAAGCCCGUUGGUGACGACGAGGACCAUGACAGAUGCGGCUUUCACCGAAGAGCCAUGGCCUCCAUACCGGUGAGUCCUGAGGAUAAGUAUCCUGCAGCAGCCCGCGCAUUUUAUAGCUUCAAUCCAACAAUAAGCUUUUCUCUUGGUGCUUGUCAAGAUUGUUUCUAUCUGCCACGGUGGUGCAAUCUUCUGGCCAUCCUCCGCCGUAUCUUCUCGUACCAUCUGCCAACCCUUACCCCUCCAGCACCAGCACAAUGGUUGCCCCUGUGUGCCUAGACCCCCGUGACCCCGACGCCCAAUGGCCCUACUGUCCCUCCUACGCCGGCGCAAUCACGUUCACCGCCCUCUUCGGAGCCGUCACCCUCGCCCACUACAUCCAAGCCUUCAGCUACCGUAAGCGAUUCUGCUGGGUAGUAUGCAUGGCCUCGACCUGGGAAACCCUUGGCUUUGCCUUCCGCAUUAUGGGGGCGCGCAACCCGCGCGCCUCGGGCUGGCCCGUCGCCUCGCAGAUGCUCGUUCUCCUCGCGCCGCUCUGGGUCAACGCCUUCGUCUACAUGGUAGUCGGCCGCAUCGUCUACUUCUGGCUGCCGGAUAAGCGCAUCUGGGGAAUCCGCGCCACGUCGCUGACACGCUGGUUCGUCUGGUUCGAUGUCAUCAUCUUUCUCAUCCAGGCCGCCGGCGGUAUGAUGUUGUCUGGCACUGAUGUCUCGGCGAGUCAGACUAAGAUUGGGCUGGAUAUCUAUAUGAGCGGUAUCGGAGUCCAGCAGGGCGUCCUCCUCGCGUUUAUCGGCCUCAUGAUUACCUUCCACGUUCGCGCCCUCCGCGAAGGCAGAACCCACGCUACCCGCUGGCAACCCCUAGUCUACACCCUUUACGGCGCUCUGAUCCUUAUCUCCAUCCGCAUCAUCUUCCGCCUCGUCGAGUUUUCCUCCGGCAUCUACGGCCCCAUCCCAACACAUGAAUCAUACUUCUACGGCCUCGAAGCAACCCCUAUGUUCCUUGCCCUCUUCUCUCUCGCCGCCAUCCACCCCGGUCGCUACUUGCGCGGGCCCGGCUCCGAGUUCGCGAAGCCGAUUGUUACGAAGGGGGCGAGGAGGUGGUGGUGUUGUGGACGUCGCAAGCGCACGCGCGUGCAGCCCGAUUAUGAUACUCCCAAGACGGGAGGGCAGGGGCAGAGUGACAGCGAGUUUGGCAGGGGGGAGAGGACGAGUGAUGUGCCGUUGACUGCGAGGAGUGAGGGGGUGUAUGAGGGGAGUUAUAAGGCGCCGAGGGGUGAUGGCGUGUACGACAGGCACGAUGACAGGAUGAGCGAUGUGCCAAAGACGGCGCAGUUUCCGUAUCGGGAGAGGGUAUGAGAGUUGUGGAUGAUGGAUGAUGGGUGUGUUGAAUGGGAGUGCGAGAUAAUAGAUGGGUAUAAUAAUUUAGAAGUGGGUGUGGUUUUGGGAAAUAUAUAAAGAUCUCUUUUGUUUUAGCGUUGGAAUCUACCUGGCGAAGGCGUUUGGCACAUGGAAAUAUAAUCAUAGUUAGAUGUUGGCAAUAUACGUAAUACCUAC